Molecule: messenger RNA, 1866 nt
Organism: Kwoniella shivajii
Lineage: Eukaryota; Fungi; Basidiomycota; Tremellomycetes; Tremellales; Cryptococcaceae
Exons: 7
Coding region: 1-1866 (621 amino acids)
Biological process (GO): carbohydrate phosphorylation; galactose metabolic process
Cellular component (GO): cytosol
Molecular function (GO): ATP binding; galactokinase activity
Source: RefSeq, a predicted model, not a curated record
AUGGCGGCUAAAGCAUCAAUACCCAUUUGGAAUGAUCUAAAUCAGAUUUAUCCUUCUUCUUCUUCUGUCAAACGAGAACGUCUGAGAUGGUCGAAACUAAUCAACAAAUUCGAAUUGACUUAUGGGUCAAAACCGAAAUAUAUAAUUAGAGCUCCGGGAAGAGUUAACAUCUUAGGUGAACAUAUUGAUUAUUCGCUUUUCCCAGUGUUACCUGCUGCGAUAGAACAAGAUAUACUAGUUGCUUUACGUCCGACCUCACCAAUAAAAAGCUCUUCAUUCUCAGCCUCUUCAUCUUCAGCAUCAUCAUCCUCAUCGUCUUCUUCGUCGGUAAAUCCCGUAAUUCACUUAUCAAACGUCUCCGAUAAAUAUCAUUCUUCAACGUUUACUUUGACCCAUGAUCCAUCAAAGGGAUGUGAUAGAGGUUGGAACGUGGAUUUGGAUUCAGCGAAAGGAUGGGAUAAAUACGUCAGGUUUGCUAUUCUAGAAUCUUUAGCCGAGUUAUAUCCAAAUGGCUGGGCUAAAGGGAAUGGAAAGGGGAUUGGACCAAAUAGUAUGGAUAUUAUGAUUGACGGGAAUGUACCACCUGGAUCUGGACUCAGUUCAUCGGCAGCAAUGGUAGUGGCUUCGGUCCUCACAUUUAUAAUAUCUAAUAACCUUGAAAAAGGUAAAACGAAAGAAGAUGUUAUAAAUUUAUCUAUAGCCAGUGAACACCGUAUGGGAUUAAGAACAGGUGGAAUGGACCAAUCAGCUUCAGUCCUUUCAAUACCUCAUUCUCUACUUCACCUUGAAUUUCAUCCAAGAUUGCUUCCGACUCCUUUACCUUUGCCCCCUUCUUUAGCGGUUGUAAUAACGAAUUCACUCGCUCCUCAUUCUUUGACUGACUCGGCACCUGAACAUUACAAUUUAAGGGUAGUAGAGGUAUUAUGUGCUACGAGGAUAUUACUUCAUCGUUGGGGACUGAGUGGCAAGGCUGGUAAAAAAAGGAUAUGGUUGAGGGAAGCUUUGGAUUUAUGGUCAGGAGGAAAACAAGGAAGAAACCUCAAUUCACAACUUGAUUAUAGGAAGUUAUUAGUGGAUACCUUGGACGAAAUUAAGUUUUUGAGAAGAGAAAAUGGUUGGACUGAAGGUGAAAUGAUUCAAAGUUCAGGAUUGAGUAAACAAGAUUUUGACGAUGUUUAUUUACAUUAUUUAAAAAUUCGAACCGAUAGAUUUCAUCUAUACGAAAGACUUUAUCAUACUUUGACUGAAUCAAUAAGAGUAUAUGAUUUCGCUCAAACAUGUCGUAACAUCGCUUCUUCCUCAUCGGGGUCUUCCUCCUUUUCCUCUACACCAACGUGUACCAAAUCGCUCUUGUAUGAAAACGGAAUGAGGAAUCACGUCAAUGGUUCAUGUCAUGAUCAUAACGAAACCAACAAACACACUAACGGAUCAACGAAGAUGAAUGGCUGUUCAAGUCCAUUCACUACAUAUGUAAACGGGUCGCCUGCAAAAAUAAACGCUGAUUCGUACGAUCCCCAAUUCACAAGGUUGGGUGAAUUGUUAAAUCAAAGUCAUGAUUGUAUGAGAGAUAUAUAUAAAUGUACACAUCCUUUCGUAGAUGAGUUACAAAGUAAUUCUUUACGAAAAGGAGCUUUGGGAAGUCGCAUGACUGGUGGAGGAUGGGGUGGAUCAGUCAUUUCACUCAUACCAAUUCAACAAGUCGAUACGUUUCUACAAGAGAUAAGGAACUCGUAUCAACCGUAUAAAGAUAUAAGCGAUGAUGAAUUUGCAAAAGCUGCUUUCGCUACUUUGCCAGGACAAGGUGCAGGAGUCUAUGUGAUCGAUGAAUAUCAGAAUGAAUUUACGGAGCGAAUGAGUCAAUGUUGA